GUUGCGGCAAGAUAGAUGCGGAUGGUGCAGCGAGAAUGCGCAAGAGACCCGUCUAACCUUGUGAAGGGAGCGAGGGCUCGGCAAACAAAAAGGCGUGUUUUGCAUUCUCGCCGAUGUGUGAUUUUGUCACUCCCUCGUAACAAAAAUGGAUACACUCAGAGUGGGUCUCCGGACUGAUGUGGUAAGAUACGAAGCAUUGGAUUCGCUGAAUGAUGUUGACAUCCAGUCACGAUUGAUGUGCGUGGAAAUACGGCCACAUCAACAACUAUCAAGCUUAAUGGAGAAAACUAAAGGAGUCCCUUUAAGAUGACACUCACCGGACCACCUGACUUAUUGGUAUCAAGUGUGCGUCGAGACAUAAAAGUGAUUCCCAUAACUUCGCUCUCCAAAUCCUUGCAACUCUCCAAAGAAUGUGAUUCUUUAAAUUACAGCACACCGGAAGACAUUAAGAGCAAGAUCAAUAAGCAACACUGCCGUACCUUUGAAUAUAACUCCUUGGAGUACCCAGAACAUCAUAACUACUCAAUGCAUUCCCCGUACAAGAAGAGGCCUGACAGGCACGGAACCAGCCCAGAUAUUGUCUGGAAUGCUCUGGGCCACCAUCAGAGGUAUCGAUUUUCUGCUCCAGACAUUUUCAACCAUAGGUUAACAUCUCAACCAACGGAUGCAAAAAUGAACAGUGCUGUCCCUGAACAAAAACGAAGGGCUCGGUCAAAAAGUGCACCCCGGGUCCAAACUAGUCUCAACCCUAGAUCAUUCGAGUCCUCAUCCUCGGGGAGGAAGGGAAGGGAAUCCCGGUGGACUGUCGGAGAAUCCCAAUGGAGAUCUGAUAUCUCACCUCGUAAGGAGUCGUCCUAUGCAGCAAAUAGAGCUCAUUUCCAUGAAGUGCAUCCCGUUGGACUUGGACUAAGUGAUGACAAUAGAUAUUCACCCUAUUACGCAGCUAAUACUUUUGAAGAGGCAUUGCCAGAUAAACCGGCAACCAGCCCUCAUGUCAGAUGCAGGGUAGACAUUAAACCAAAUGAUUCAGCUUUACAUCACCCUGGACAGAAAAAGCCUACUCCUCCAAUGGACAUCCCCUGGCAGAGGCACCAAAACUGGGGGAGUAGGAGCCUGACUGUGCCCCGUCAUUUCUCUUAUUCGCGAGCACCGACACCCAAUGACUCACUAGGUACAGAGAGUCGACAAGCUUCUCAAAAUUCCUGCAGUUUACCAAAUAAGUACAAACACCAAAUGGAAGUACCUUUCGAAGGAAUGUCUUCUUCUGGGUACGAAAUAGAAAACAGAACUCAUUCCAGUCCUAACAUGCCAUUCCAAAUGUUUUUUGAAGACGAUCCUAGUAGAUAUGUUACCACUGCUCCUCCACGGCCAAGUUCCUAUUUUCACGAUCAAGUUAACGUAGGACAAAGUGCCAAAGUGCAAUAUGUACAUGAUCAAAGAGGUCGAAUAGUUCAGGCUACGGGUGCGAGGCCUUAUUACGGUGAAAUGGAGCACUACCCGUACAGUUUACAGGCUGGCUAUCCAAAAUCCUUUACUGCAAAUGAGCCGGGGCCAUAUAUCAUACAACCACAACCGACAAGAAUAUUUUACGGGGAUGAUCCUAGGUCUUAUCAAAUUCAGACUGCUCCUCCGAGGUUUUAUUAUUCACACGACAUGCAUGCAAUGCCGCCAUUACACCAUAUGCCAGCAAGGGCCCAUUAUACAGACAGCCCCAAAAAUGUGAGAAUCGUUCAGACACAACCAGAUGACUGGUACAGUUCAUAUCCUUCUGGAUAUCCUUCUAAUCCGGUAACCUAUGUGUCUCAAGUCACUCCGACCAGAGCCCAACAAGAAGCUGUAUUGACUCCUUGGUAUUCAAACCCUUCUGCAGAACGUCAAAGAAUAGGAACAGACUCUAAAUCCUACUCAAGAUCGUUGGAUGAUAUUCUCAACUCGCAUGCAGAGAGGGAACAUCCCCCUUCCGUUCAAAGGCAUCAGAGCUAUAACGAUCUAGAUCCAAGAAAACCUGUAGGAGCUUCGGAUGACAAACCACAGCCAGUGGUUGUCAAUCUCUCCACUUCACCAAGACGUUACGCAGCUUUAUCGUUGUCUGAUAACUCUUUAAUCGACCAAAGCCCGCCACCGCCAACGAAGAACACGACUAGCAAACAGUGGUUAGUAACUCCCGAGAUUACAAUCACUGAUAAUGACUUUCGGACUGGGAAUCAUAGGAAAACUGAAGGAAAGUCUGCCAGUUGGGAUAUUCUGGACUCUCGAGACACUGAAGAUCAGCAUGAAAUGAAAGCCUCGAACAAAGAAAAGCCUCAUGAAAACUCCCUUCAGCAAAGCCUUGAACAACUCGAUGAGCUUUUAGCUGAUCUCGUGACAGACUACAAACCUCCCAGUCGAAGGGCAAGCGAGGACAUCCUCGAUCAGCUUAAGAAGCUAAUUGACGAGGAAGAGGCUGUAUCUCUUUCGAGGAAGAGCUCAGAGGCUGUUACGGAGGAACCACUUCCUCUUGACAAGCAGCCAACCUCAGUCAGGUUAAAUCCUGACUCCUUUCAAGAUAUAGAUGGAGCAAGUGAUGCUAUGAAGGGUGCAGAUGAGUGCUCCCCAGAUCAGAGCCCAGAUGAGGACGAUACAAUGAUGUGUUCGAACAACAAAUGCCGCAGAACGGAAACUCUUUUCAACGCUUGCCUUUACUUUAAAUCCUGCCACAGCUGCUACACCUAUUACUGCUCCCGCAACUGCCGAAGAGAGGACUGGGACAUUCACAAAGAGAGUUGUGUUUAUGGUAGAAUUGGCAGCUCGUGUCGACAUAUCAUCAAACAUUGUCGUGAGACUAUUGAAGUCCACAAAGCCUUUUCGCGUCUGGCCAAAGUUGGUUACCUUUCUCGAGGUAGAGGUGUACUCUUCCUCGGUUUCCCAAACACUGUGUCUUCCAGUAACUUUUUGCAGGCAGGCCUGGAUAGUCUACCUAUGUCACCAACAUAUCUGUCCCUAAGAGAGCUUGAAAGUUUCAAGGACAACCUCGGCGAGUACUGCAAAGAGUUGCAAGAAGCUGGAAAAGAAUACGACCCAAAUGAAUGUUUUAUCUUGAAUGUAUCCAUUGCUGUCGGUGAGCAGAUGCCUGACGGACCCUCACCGAGGAACCAAGCUCCAGCAGUCAGAAAAUAUGCAAAGGUUGCUCUGGCUUCGUUUAGCCCCGACAGAAAGAGCCACAAGAAGCAGGGUGAUAUGGAAACCCUGAUCCUAACUCCACCGCCGGGAACAGCGGAUAUUGAUAAGGAGGGAGAAGAAGGCAGAAAGGCCCGAGAAAUCUGUUUCAUCAAUAUUCAACGAGAGUUAAGGAUCCGAGGCGUAUUCUUACGCCAUGAAUACCCGCACGUGUAUCAGCAACUCUGUGAGUUUGUGGAAAACAACCUGAGAUUCACCCCUACUACUAUUUAUCCGAUUGAUAAAAGGACAGGGAAACAGUUUAUGUGCAUGAUUAUGGCUGCGUCUGAGCCAAGGACUUUGGACUGGGUAGGAACUCCGCAUCUUCUUGAUGACAUCAUUUAAAUGCAUACAGUCAUGUGAAAAAUUAGGGCACCCCAUUAAAUAUUCAGUUAUUAAUAAAUGUUCACAUAUGAUGAGGACACCCUACGACCUAAUAGCUAGUGUCACCCCACUUUGGCUGAAAUAACUUCAGUGAGAUGCUUUUUGUAGCCAUCUACCAGUCUUUGACAUCGGUCCGAAGAAAAUUGCCCCACUCCUCAACGCAGAAUACUUUCAACAGUGAGAUGUUUGAGAGGUUUCUUGCAUAUACAGCCCAUUUCAAGUCACCCCACAACAUCUCAAUGGGAUUAAGAUCCAGGCUUUUACUCCGCCAUUGCAGGACUCUCCAUUUCUUCCUUUUCAGCCAAUCCUUGGUGGCUUUACCGGUAUGCAGUGCUUAAUUUGUAAAUCAUAAGGUGCCGGAACGCAAACUACAUAUGACAACGCAGGAAUGACGAGAUGGGCACAGGUCCCGGAACAUACAGUGCCCUCCAUAAUUAUUGGAUUUAUAAUAAUUAUGUGUUUUUUAGCUUCUAAUUUUUUUUUUUUUUUUCAAAAUAAUAUGGGACCUUAAUGGAAAAAAAGAGAAAAAUCCAACCUUCAAUACAAGUGCAUUUAUUCAGUGGGGAAAAAAAUCCCACAUAAAGAAAUAAUUAUUUGACAUCAAAUAAUGUGUGUCACAAUUAUUAGCACCCCUGGUGUUAAUACUUUGUACAACCCCCUUUUGCCAACAAAACAGCACCUAAUCUUCUCCUAUAAUGUUUCACAAGAUGGGAAAAGACAGAAAGAGGGAUCUUCAGCCAUUCCUCUUUGCAGAAUCUCUCUAAAUCAUCCAGAGACCUGGGUCCUCUCCUCUGUACUCUCCUCUUCAGCUCACCCCACAGGUUUUCAAUGGGGUUGAGGUCUGGGGACUGUGAUGGCCA
This is a messenger RNA of Corythoichthys intestinalis (scribbled pipefish), 4439 nucleotides long. It is a transcript of the gene ajm1, whose product is annotated as apical junction component 1 homolog. Gene Ontology annotation, biological process: cell-cell junction organization. The transcript is spliced from 2 exons. NCBI's taxonomy places the organism in Eukaryota, Metazoa, Chordata, Actinopteri, Syngnathiformes, Syngnathidae. Gene Ontology annotation, cellular component: plasma membrane; apical junction complex. The record is from RefSeq and is a predicted model, not a curated record. Bases 307 to 3540 code for a protein of 1077 amino acids.